Messenger RNA from Passer domesticus (house sparrow), 8845 nucleotides. RefSeq names its product synaptotagmin 8 (gene SYT8). The transcript has 9 exons. Gene Ontology annotation, cellular component: plasma membrane; exocytic vesicle; dense core granule. Gene Ontology annotation, biological process: regulation of dopamine secretion; calcium ion-regulated exocytosis of neurotransmitter; regulation of calcium ion-dependent exocytosis. Gene Ontology annotation, molecular function: calcium ion binding; phosphatidylserine binding; calcium-dependent phospholipid binding. Lineage: Eukaryota; Metazoa; Chordata; Aves; Passeriformes; Passeridae. Bases 1187 to 2368 code for a protein of 393 amino acids. The record is from RefSeq and is a predicted model, not a curated record.
CCUUCUGCAGGACAGGGAGGAAAGAGGAGUCAGGAGACAGCAGAGAAGGAGCUCAGGGAGGUGGGGUGAGCAGGGGGCACCAAGCAGAGUGGUAGGGUUGGGUGCUGGAGGUGUCACCCCUGUGUCACGGUUUCUGAUGCCAGAGAUACCACACCCAGUCUUCAUCUUCAGGCCACCAAGGAUGGGGCUGGCAGUUGUGAAACCCUAACCUGUCUGAUAAGUGCCACAUGAUCCAAAGACAGCUCACACAGAGGGGAUUGCUCCAUAAUUUUGUUCUUUGUGGGGACAGCACAGCCACAGUCAUCUGUUUGUGCUGAGUUUCUCUGCAUAUACUGGUGGUACUACUCUUUGUGUCUGUUCUGGACAGCUGAACAAAGUCUCUGUGUAUGUAGAGAAGCUGCUGCUUUCUCCCUGGUGCUCCAAAAUUUAAGUGUGAGCAAAUGUACCUGCCCAGUCCGAGCAACUGGAAAUCACAUGGACUUCAGUGGGACCAGGUGCCCAGCAGCCCUGGGACAGCCACUUCUGCUGAAACCCAGGCAUGAGCAACUCAGGCCACCACAGUUCUGGGUUGUGGUGUGUUCUCUUCUGUGGUGGCAUUUCAAGACUUGGUUUGGAAAUACAGGAUGUGUGUUUUGUAAUGGACAGCCUUUUACCUGUUUUACAUUGGUGUUUAUGACUGUGCUUUCCAGGUCUGCCAUCUUCAGCUCUCAGCCUUUAAAAGAAAAUAUAAAAUUAAACUGAAAGAUUAUAAUGUAGACAAUCUAUAGUCAUUCUUGAGAGGGGGGAGAGUGGAAAGGAGACAGGAAACACCCUACACACUAAGUACAGCAGCCCAAAUGAACCUGUUUCUGUUGACAGCCACUUUGCUCCGAGAAAAACUAUUCUAAUAGUUCCAACUAAAUGUGAUGGAAAAAUGGCUUUUCAAACACAGAUCACUUCUUUAUUUUUACUUUAUUCCACUCUGUGUGGAACUGCUGAAAGCUGUUGUGGAUCUCUUUUCCAAGCAAAAUAAGGCUGUCUUUAAAAGCCACAGUAGGUUAGAUCUUACAGGUAGGUUUCUAGUUCACAACCUUGUCUUUUUUGCCCCUUUAGCUUGAAUGGUGAAUUUGUAUCUACAAAUGAAGGAGUUCACUGCAUCAACAGCUCAACUGCAGCUGUAAAAGUCCAGAGUCACCGCAGAUUAGCCAUGGCAGUGGCAGCCAGGAAAGGCAGGACUACAGCCUCCCCACACACCAGCAUCACCACCACGGCUUGGCCGGGCUCCCUGGACAGCUGGCUUAGCUGGAUCCCGUUACCCAAAUGGGCACUCAUCACUGUGGCUGUGGCAGGGGCCAUCCUCCUCCUUCUCUUCCUCAUCUGCAUCAUCAAGUGCUGCUGCACCAAGAGGAAGCCCAAGAAGAAGGAGAGAAUUGGCUUGUGCGCCGUCAGCAACCCCACCACGAUCAACCUUGUCCAGCCUGAGAUGGAGGACCUGGAGCGGGAAGUAGAGCAGAAGCGGCGAGGAAAGCUGCAGUACUCCCUGGAGUACAACUUCCGCAUGCAGGAGCUGAAGGUGGGCGUGAAGCGGGCAGUUGAGCUGAAGGCCAUGGACAGCGGAGGCACAUCUGAUCCAUAUGUGAUUGUCUACCUAACGUCCGACAGGAGGAAGAGAUACGAGACCAAGGUUUACCGCAAAACCCUGAACCCCAUCUUCAACGAGAGCUUCACUUUCCAGGUACCCCAGGCUGAGGUGUCUGAAUCCACACUGGUGAUGCAGGUCUAUGACUUCAACCGCUUUUCCAAGCACGACAUCAUUGGUGAGGUCCAGCUGCCCCUGGCCAGUGUCGACCUGCAGCAUGUCAUUGAGCAGUGGAGUGACCUGGCGGUGGCCAGUAAAGUGGAGGAAGAGCAUCUGGGUGAGAUCUGCUUCUCGCUGCGCUACGUCCCCAGCACUGGCAAGCUGACAGUGCUCAUCCUGGAAGCCAGGCAGCUGAAACGGAUGGACUCUGAUGGACUUUCAGAUCCUUUUGUCAAGGUGCAUCUCAUACUGAACAGGAAGAAAUGGAAGAAAAAAAGGACAAGUGUGAAGAAAAACACUUUAAGCCCUUACUUCAACGAGGUGUUUGUUUUUGAGGUGCCUUUCAGUCAGAUCCAGAAUGUGGACGUGGUCAUCUCCGUCUGGGAUCAUGACAAAGUGACCAAGAACGAGCCCAUUGGCAAACUCUUCCUGGGCUGCCGCGCCACAGGGAACCAGCUGCGGCACUGGUCCGACAUGCUGUCCCACCCACGCCGGCCCCUCGCCCAGUGGCACAUCCUGCAGCCCCCGGAGGUGGUGGACAAAGCCCUGGGACUCAAGUCCCACCUCAAGCUGCCCCUGCACUCCAGAUAGUGGAGGUCUCCUCCUCCACCCCAGGAGCAGGAUGGUGGGCUUGUGGAGGAGUGAGAAGGUUCUGCUCAGCAAGCUCGAGACAUGUUGGUCCCAGCUCAUUGUCAGCAAAGAGGGGACUGCGACUCCUUCUGGCCAAGAGAUGAUCUGGCUGCUGGUCAGCUCGUGCUCUGUGUUACACCUGGGACGGCAGCUCGGCAUCCCAGAGGAAGGCUGGACAUGGAGCAGAAGGUGCUAGAGGGGAUGUCAUGGGUGCAGGAGCCAGCUCAUCCCAACUGCUCAUGGGCUGGGGGUGGAAAUACACAGAGCUUCAGGCUCAUGCAAAACAGAGUCCAUUGAUAUUUAUAAAAUAGAGGGUUAACGUGCUGGUGGCAUGGGUGGGAAGUUUCUUUAGUGGUGAAUAACUUGGCAAGAAGUGUGUUCUUGGAAAGGCUUCAUGUUUCCUGUGAAGGCUUUUAAACAAGACCAAGAUACUGAAGAAUGUAAGAGGCUUGAGAGCAGGAAUACAAGUGGAUGGGGAAGGUGUUGGAGAUGUUGGACUUGCUCUUUAGUGUCUCUGCAAUGUGUGCUCUGUGUCCUGGCUAGAGGCUAAAUGAGAAGCAAUGGAGCUUCACACUUAGCCCGUUCUCAGCCCAUGAUGAUUUGUGCACACUAAGAUGUGAUUCAGCUCUGGGACUCACCAGUGGCCAUCCCCAUGCCCCACACGGGUGAAGAUGCAGUGUCAGCUCCUUUCACCUCACAUGGUCCUACAGGAAUGGCACAGCAGGGUUUGCACCUCUGGCACCUGGAGGUCCUGCCAGGGUGGAGGGGGCUGAGGCUCUUGCUUUCACACUGUGAUCAUACCACCCUGGUAAAGGCUGGCUUGCAGCCCUCACGUCACUUCAGGUUUCGUGUUUAAUCUGGGAGGUUUUUUGUGGCCACAUGUCCUGCCCCACCCUGCUUUGUGGGCCUUGGUGUUGGGGCUACGUAAGCAAAGAUCUCUCCUAGAAGGAUGAGGACAUGGAGUGGUGCUGCUACAUGCCCUUGAGUAUGCUGUAGUUUGGGGUGACUCCAGAGCAGCUUUUCUGAGCCAUCUGCAGGAGGAAGCUCCCUGCACUGGGAAUUGCUCCUGUUCUAAAAUCCUUCUGCUACAAAGCAGCCGCAGAGCACAAGAUCUGGGCUCAUGCUGUGGAAUUUUGGCCCCAAAGAAAAAAGUAUUUUUCACCACAGGGAGCUGCAGGCUCAGUGCUAAUAGCUAUUGCCUGGACUCUGGAGGGGAGAGAGCCUGGCACAUUAAUGAAAAGCUAUUAAUAUUAAAAAGCAGUUAAUCUGUGAUUACCCAGAGCUCCACAGAGUGACUACCCAAGAGUUAAACAAACAUGAAGCUGAGGAAGAUUAUGAAAAGUCUCGAUAGAGAUUAAUGACCUGAGCUUAACCAUAAAAAGCUGCUGCUGUGUCUGCCUCUUGAUGAAUAUUCUCCAGGCUUCGCUGUGGCCAUGAGGAGGGGAGAAAUGACAGGGUGGUUUUGAGAUGACUGUAACAAGUGAAGUGUGGCUUCUGCUGGGGAAACAGCAUCUGCUGGCAGCCGCUAAUGAGAUGGAGGAGGAAAUCAGUCACCUGAGAAAGACUUGUAACGGGAGGUUUUAAAGACUCAGCCUUCAGUCUCCACAUUAGAAUCAGCCUAGAACAGGCUGUGCAGAAGGGAACAUCUCUGAAUUGGGUUUGGGGUUCCAAAUCUAUUGCCAGGUUGGUUUUUGGUGAUGCUGUUGUGGUGAUUUAGGGCCAUGCAGCAUCCAGAAAUGGCAGUUCUCAUUUUUGUGUCUGUGUAUGUGUGCUUUUUCCAGUCCCCCUAUUUUGAAGUCACAGCCUUGAGGUUCACUGCAUAAUUUAUGGAGCUGGGCAUAAAAGUAUGUGCGUAUUAGUCCCAAAACAGAGACAGCCCCUCCUUGAGAAGCCUUACUUACUCCCCAUACCAGUGCCUGCCCCUUCUCUCUCCAGCUCUGGCCUUGUUCAGCGCCUGGAUCACCAGUGCAGUGCUGGGUGAGCAGAGCUGGAGAGGGAAGCCCAUGGUGCUUUUAGGGAAAGGCCGGGGAAUGUGGGAGUGAGCACCCAGCUGGGCUGGCUCUGGGCGACCUGGAGUGAGCCUUUGUGCAGUAAAUCUCAGCAAACUGAGUUGUUUGUUCAGGAGGGAGAGGCGAGCAGGUGAGGAUGUUCUCCACCCAGCUCCAGUUUUUAAUGCACCGCCAAGGCUGCUUUUUCCCUCCGUCACCAUUUCUCUUUCUCAGUAAGCCUUGUGUGCUCACAGCACGGCUUUGAGCACUCUCCUCCUCUGGCAGGAUCCUCUUAGUGUCUGCUGGCAGCUGUUUGAAGCAGGGCUGGUGGAUCUGGGCUUCAUUUCAUGCCUUAUUUCACCCCAAAUGAACGCAGCCUGCUCGGGAGCCUGUUUGCAGGGAGGCAGACAGCCCUGUCUCGUGUGCAAGCCAUCUCCUUUUCACCUCCCUGUGGCCUUGGCGGGGCUGGUUGUCCCUCAUCGAUCAAAACCAGAUGUCUGAGCAUCUUCUGCCUCACCAGUGCUCCUCCUGCACUUGGAGGGUGGAAGAUGAGACAGGAGAAGUAAAGGAGGGGGAAAACCAACUGCUCAGCUUUUGUCAGUGCUGUAUUCUCGUGUCUGCAUCUAGAGGGCAGGGCAGUACGUGCUCUGGGCUGGGUCCCUGUGUCAUCUGGUCUGUGGCCCCCGCUAGAGCCUCAGCAGCCCAGAUUUCUUCUUCUGGAGAUGGAUUCCCUGUUCAAGAGGCAGAGAAAGCAGCGAUGCUGUGCAAGCCCGUUCCCAUGGCUGCACAGCCAUGGGGCAAUGCUGGAGUGGCUUUUUCCAGGAGGCAGGAGCCAGCCCUUGCCUGAUCCUCCACCACAGGGGCAAAGAGGGUUUUGCUGGUGGUUAAGGGGGGUAAAAGCAGGGAUCCAAUCCAUCCAAAGUGCCCAGGUGGUUGUUGGGGAGUUUGUCUCUUUGCAUUUAAUUAGCAGCUUUGCAGGUCAGUGGCAGGGCAAAAAGCAGGGCUUGGGCCAAGCAGAGGUCUGUUAAAAGAGACAAGAAGCAGUGAAAAUUGAGGUGUUUGUUAUUAAGAUUUAUAAUCUCGAUUAUUUACAUCCAGAUCCAAGACUUCUGACCUCCAGAAGUCCCUCCCAAAGUUAAUUAUUCCCUCAUUCGGUGAUUUUUUUUGGCUAUUUGUCCCUGCACUCAAGGAAAUCAAAUGGGAAGGCUGCACAAGGAGAAGGCUGAGCCUCAUAUGUGCUUGUCACCAGUCGUCUGCAGUGAGACAAAAAUGAUUACGGGCUGUCAUCGUUCGGCCUGGGUAUGGGCUGGCUGUCCUCCAGCCACAGAUUUUUUGGCUAGUCUUAGAGUUUUUGGGAGCUGGAGAGCAUCUAAGCUCUUCUCACUAGGAGCAAGCAUGCCUGCUUUAUAAAUAUUCCUUAGCUAGCAUCUCUUUGCCUUGCAAUUUUAUGGGCAAAAUGUGUACUUUUGUCAUACAUGGGCUUAUUUUUUAAAAGCUCCAGCUCCUGGAUCCUUAUCCCUAGUUUCCUUUCUCUAUCCUUAUUCUCCUACCUUUUUCUCCCCCUUUUUGUCUGUUCCAUUUUCCCAGCCCCUUUCACCUGCUCUGACUGCUGCUGGGGCUCUUCUGUCUGGGACUGUUCCUGCCCCAGCUUGGGCUUGUUUUGCUUCUGGAUACAGAAAUAUUGUUUAGACCACUUUACAUCUCAGUGCUCUGCCAUGGGCAGGAAGGGAGGGGUAGAAGCCCCAGACAGUCCAGUCUGAGAAACAGGAAUAAUAAUGGGUGCACAGAGGUGCUCCCCAAAGUUCCAAUUUGAACUUUGUGGGCAGACCUGGAAAAAACAGACUUCUCAUUUCUCCAGAUUUCAGGUCUAGGUAGGAUGGAACCAAAGGAGAAGCAGCAUGAGGAUUUCACAGCUUUUAUGCUGCUGGGCAAAAAGUGCUCCCUGAAGUUCAGCAUUCUGGGUGAAUGGGUACCCAUCAGUGAUGACUUGUUGCAUGUCAACAAGAUGGGAAUUUCUCAACCAGCUUUGCUGACUUCACAGAGAGGUGAUGAAACCCCUGCAGGCACUUAUUGCCACUCAACUGCAGAAACAAGCACAGAGCCAGUUAGGAAAAGGAGUUUAACUGAGCUGAAAAGAGGCCUUGACCUGCAAACAACUCAGCCUGUAUUGUAUUUUACAUUCUGUGAGCAGCAUCUGGGAAGAUGGUGGGUUUGCAAACGAGUGUUUCAUCACCCUGCUCGUGAACAUGGACAUUGCAGAUGUCCUUGUCUGAGCCUGAAAAUCUCUUUGUGGGAAACAGGCACUUUGAGUGAAUCAGUCAUUGCUGACUUAGUGAAAGAAACAUUGCCCUCUUGGAAGAGCCAGUGAAGAGCCAGUGCCCAUGAAAGAGGUGCCUGUCUCACGUGGAAACCAGCCCACUUGGCAUCUGGUUUUGCCCUGGAUAGAGAGCAUUUUCCUCUUAACUUUUACAUACAAGUCAGAGCAGUUUAGACAUAGAAGCCUGAAUCUUGGCACAAAGGUUUUCACAUAAGACAGUCCAGUUAAAACACUUGGCUUUGGUGCUCACUCUGGAUGUGACAGAGGAUGUGUUCAUACCUGCAAAGGCCUCUCCUGAAUGUUUCUCUGCUUUGGAUGCACUCAUCCCACACCACCCCCAACUUUUGCUCAGGUCUGCCUUUAUAAAAGAACAUUAAUGUUCCAGAUACUCUGGAUUAAUUGGCUUUGGGGAUGUUCUUGAGAGAUGCUCAGUGGGGUUGGGUGUUGAGAUUUCCUGGCGCAGCCCUCUCCUACUCUGAGCUCAUCCCCUCCAUUGCCAAACCUGGAUUAGAAGCACCUCCAGAAGAGCUUCCAGAGGCCCAUCUCCUUGCAGCUGUCUUCUACCAAGGCUUUCUCAAUGUGUGCAUCUAGGUGAGGCUGCCAAGGAUCUUUGCAGCUGACAGGUGUUCUUUGUAAAAUGAGGUGUCUGGGGUCACAGAGCAUUUACAAAAAGCCAGUGUGCUUGGAAUGGGUAAAUUCUGGAGAAUCAUUCCUUGCAUGGCUACUUGUUUGUAGAGCAAUUGCUGACCUUGGGGAGAGAAGAGCUUUGUGAUUUAUCAGGUUUUUUUUGAGCUCUGUAGCCUUUUUUUUUUUUUUAACUAACACUAUGUUCUUGCUGCUGCUUUGUCUUGGCACAGAGAGCCUGAAAGACCUUUUGAGAGCAAACAUAUAUUUCAGCCAUACUCAUUUGAGCACACAGAGGUCUCAGCCUGUUCUCCAGACACGCUCUGGGUCAUACCCUGGUCUUAACCAGGCUUUGAGGAUGUGCAUACACAUGAAGGAUUGUGAUCAGGUGUUGGGUCACUUCGGUAAUACUAUCCAGGGGCAAGCUGGGUGGAAAUUCCAGAGGGAUCACCUCCUGUACACAUUAAAUGCUGAAGGCCUGGGCACGGAGCAGUGCUUGUCAGAGGUGUUCACUUUCCAGGGGGCUGCCAACUCAGCCUGGGGUCAUGGAGGAAGUGCCACACUGUGGAAGAGUCCAAGGCUUCUGGUCCGGGGCAGAAGUGAGAAAAGCUCCUCAGAGGAGUGAGGUUUGUGUCCAGGGCUGUGCUGGGAACUGAGUGAUCCUAACCCUGGCUAUGAACACAGACUCUCCAUCACUGGAGACUGAAACCCCUCUAUGCUACCAUGGUCAGAAGGGACUUCACCCAGAGGAGUUUCCUGGUUUUUACCUUCUCCCUCAAGCCUCUCUUCACCCUUCUGUGUUUUCAUUUUGAAAUGCAGCCCUUCCUGCAGGCUCCAGCUUGCAGUGAGCUGCAAACUCUUCUGGAAGCCCACACCAAAAAGUGUCCCUUUGGAGUGGAAGGGAUCAUUAAAAUGCCUUGUUUCUCCUCAAGGCCCGUGUUUAUAUCAAAAGCAGCCAUGUGUGAAUACUUCUGUGUGUCCAUAGGGAGUUGUUCUGUUCCUACAGGCACUUGUCCGAAGCUGGUGACUAUAAAAGUGAGGUGAAUGAAGAGGAGGGUGGGGAUGUGGUGUUCAUACUCCUGCAACGUGGCAAGAUACCCUGAUCACUCUUCUUAGCACCAUCAGCAGGAGGCAAUGACUGCUUCAGCAAGAUUGGUUUGCAUGUCUCCUUGCUCAUGCAGCUGCAGAGAUGAGCUGUUCUGGUCUCACCAGUCCUUUUUUUAAUACUGUUUGGCAGAUGGAAGAGGCUGAGAGCAGAGGGGCAGUCCACAACAUGGGGUCCCUAAUGCAGGCCCACAGAUCCAGUCCCAACCCUGCUCCUCCCCUGCCAUCUCCAGCAGACUCCCCUUCAAGGCCAAGCUCUCCUGUCACUUGUCCCUCUUUUUGCUGCUGUUCUGAGCCCAAUUUCAGCCCCCUGCACCACAUGCCAGCUCCAAGAAAUCUCUCAGGAGGAACAAGAAAAAGCUGCAUCCCAAGGAACCCACUUGUCAGAAACCUGUGUGUUGCCCC